AAGGAGAAAGAGCAACUGCCAAUUCUGAAGCUGGGAAACCCUAAAACCUAAACCCUUUUCCAGUUGCUGUUCUCUGUAGCAGUGCAGCCACAAUGAGAUUGGAGAAGUGUUGGUUUUGUUCCUCAACUGUAUAUCCUGGUCAUGGAAUCCAGUUCGUUCGUAAUGAUGCCAAGAUUUUUCGAUUUUGCAGGUCUAAAUGCCAUAAGAACUUUAAAAUGAAGAGGAACCCUCGUAAGGUCAAAUGGACCAAGGCAUAUCGAAGAGUGCAUGGAAAGGAUAUGACUCAGGAUUCAACGUUUGAAUUCGAGAGGAAGCGGAACAAACCUGAGAGAUAUGACAGGAACCUUGCUGAGAAUGUGCUUAAGGCCAUUCCUAAGAUUGAUAAGAUCAGAGUCACCAGAGAGGAGAGACACCAUAAGAAUAGGAUGAAGGGAAACAAGGUGAAGGUGCAGAAGGAGGCGACGAAGGAGUUGGAGCAGGGUAUCAGUUUGGUCAAAGCUCCUUUGGCCCUUCAGCAGGAUCCGUCUCUCACUUUACCAAAGAUCAAAGUCACGGUUUCCCAACAGCAAUCACAGCAGAAUCAACCUAUGGAAGAGUGAUUCCUUUGGCAAUGCUGGCCUUAUUUUGUUCCGGUUCUAUAUUUGCGGCUGGAUAAGUGGCCUUCUGAGGUCCAAAUUACUAGUGUUAGUUUACUUGAGAGAUGAUUCAUGUCAUGUUGUGAAUGAUAUGGUUUUGAAAGAGAGUUUUGGGGUGAGCUUUUUGUAAUGUAAACAUUGAAUGUGAUACAUUGUGAGAGAUAGUUAACUAUUAGAAAGCAUAUCAGAAUUGUGUGUCUGCAUGGGCAUAGCAUAUUCAAUCCAAGUUAAGAUUUAAGAA
Molecule: messenger RNA, 876 nt
Organism: Arachis stenosperma
Lineage: Eukaryota; Viridiplantae; Streptophyta; Magnoliopsida; Fabales; Fabaceae
Product: probable ribosome biogenesis protein RLP24
Exons: 4
Coding region: 93-599 (168 amino acids)
Biological process (GO): ribosomal large subunit biogenesis
Cellular component (GO): nucleolus
Source: RefSeq, a predicted model, not a curated record